GCCGCCGCGCGUUCAUCGGCGUGGGCUUCGUGGACCGAGGGGACGCCUUCGACUUCAACGUGGCCCUGCAGGACCAUUUCAAGUGGGUCAGGCAGCAGAGCGAGCUGGCCCGGCAGGCGCAGAGCCUCGAGGAGGGCCCCAGACUCGACCUGGGCUUCAAGGAGGGACAGACCAUCAAACUCAACAUCGCGAACAUCACGAAAAAGGAGUGAGCGGCAGGGAGUGCCAGGCCGCGUCCCGCUGCUCCCGCGGCUCUGAGCCGGCUCCCGCCGCCUCCCGGAGGAAAAGCUUCCGCCCCGGCGCCGGGGCUGGCAGCGGGCGGCCGGAGCGCAGGCUCUCUCGGGGCUGCUCCCUCGGCCGCCGCCGACGGCUGGGGCGACUUUGCGGAGGCUGCAGGAUCCACUUCUAACGUCAAUCAGGCGAACGCCGGCUGGGUUCAGUUCUGA
Tinamus guttatus (white-throated tinamou) is the source of this 446-nucleotide messenger RNA. NCBI's taxonomy places the organism in Eukaryota, Metazoa, Chordata, Aves, Tinamiformes, Tinamidae. The record is from RefSeq and is a predicted model, not a curated record.